Amoebophrya sp. A25 is the source of this 3283-nucleotide messenger RNA. Lineage: Eukaryota; Dinophyceae; Syndiniales; Amoebophryaceae. The record is from the annotation of a GenBank genome assembly.
AGAUUGUUACAAGCUUCAUAGAAUAAUAUUCUGUUCCUUGUUGUUUCAUUCGGUUUGAAUCAAACAGCUAAGUACUACCUAGUAGUAGGUUUUUAUUGCGUAGCUCAGAAAAUGAGGCUUUUGUAAAGGCGUUUUUUGACGGCUUCCUGAGGACCCUCUUAUGCUGAAGACUUUCCUGCUGAGAACCACAGUCUCGGUGGGAUCUCUUAGAUCCUCUUCGUCUGAGAGAGGUGCCGUCUAAUGCAGCAUCUUUGCCUGAGGGCCAGGGUUCAUAUUCACCGAGUCACUUCGUCUUUACGUGCUCAAAACACACCGGGAACGGGCGUGAUAAGGAUUUUAGCUCGAGGUUCACUGUGCAGAAAAAGCUGCAGGCGCAAUCAAGAAAAGUAAAAACUUGAUUUUCUUCUUUGACCAACGACGACCACGCCAUGAUGAAGAGAGCCAAAGGAGCCUUUUUUCAGCAGAACCGCCAUUUCAGCGCCGCACUGGUUUCCUUGCCGAAAGGGUUGGGAAUUUCCAUCUCAGUUUUGGGUGUGCGGAGUCGCAAGUUUUUCGGACGUGAUGGCACAGAGGAGGGUCUACGCUUAUUUGAGCAGCUAAGAGAAAGGGGGAAAAAGCCUCAUGCCCUUUUCGGACUGGAAAAAUGGGAAGUCCAGAAAAUGAAUGUUGCGGCCAAUAGGAGGAUUUGUCGAUGUCGAUAUAUCGAAUGGUCGUGAUCCCGACAAAAAUCUCCUCUUCAUCUUGACUCGAUGCCCAUCAAAAAUUUGCGAGUCUUUAUAACUUCUCUGUAGUUGUACUUGUCCUCCGAAGUCCCCAUAUGAGCCACGACUGGCAAGCACUCUUGUCAAGAAGAUUUUUUGACUAAACUCCUUAUAUCACGUUGUUUUUAGCGCUCUAACUUUCACGAAAGCAAGAACGGGGAAAUACGACAUCGUCGGACAGUGCAACAUUUGCGCGAAUUCGCAAAUGGGGGCCACAGUUACGAAGAAGUCUACAUUCUCUUCUGCAAGUCGAAUACAAAAAGUCUGCUUCGUGAAAGAUGGAUGACUAAAAAGAGAGAAAUCUACAACAACAACACUAAAAGCUAGUAAAAAUUGUGCAACUUUGUUCCUUAUGAUUGGCUGUUAGUAGAGUAAUCAGUUCCAAACCCAUACUUUUCUUGACAAAUUAUAAUCCAAACUACGAAGACCUAUUAUUUGUAUUUGUACAACUACAACCCUCUUCUUUCAUAGUCAGAAGCCGGAGUUCAUACCCCUGUACCAGGUCGCUCUGCUGGAGAAGUAUCCGUGCUCCCCUAUUGACUUCGAGGAGAGCAUGUUUUACGACUCAAUGUCACGCGCAAGUUUUCAGUACCCAAUCGAAGCGCUCUACUGGUUCUUUUAUGAAAGACUAAUUGUAUGCGCAAAGAGACGAAAUGAAUUUCUAAUCGUGGAAGGUUACUUGGAUUAUGUUUUUCGGAGAUACAUAGUUAGAAGUAGAACACGCUGACAGCACAGCACUUCUUUGGUCGGAGACCUCCAGGGAGAGGGUACAUAUUUUUAGGAUCUACGGCGUAUUUGUAUUAACGCAGUAGGUAGACUAGCGUUAUGGACUAAAUGACACUUGAAGGUGGAACGGACCUCCCCAGUCUCCAACCUGAUGGUAUUGCACUUUUUUCACGCUUGCUUUUUACAACAUGAGAUUAUUUAAUAUCCAACGUGUUUUUCAUUGUCGUGGAGCACAAACUUCUUUCGCAAAAACGACGACUAUCGAGCGUUGAUGAAGCGGAGAGUUCCAGGGCUCGCGACGGUCUAUUUCGAGGAAAGAGCGCACUACAUGGCUGCAAGACUAUACCUCUACGCCUGUGAGGAAGCAAACGGUAUUUCAUUUAACACUUUAUUUUUUUAGCACUUGGUUACUUACAGAUCUUCUAGAUUCAACAAGUACUAACAGAAGUAGUCUCUCUCGCGUAAGUAGAGUAAAUGUAACUAAAACUCGAAAGAAUUAUAGCGGAUCUAUAAAAUAUCGAUGUUCAUCAUUUCAUCUGUCUCCACUCAGAUGGCACUGUUGCUUAUGAGCUCGCCGGUGGGGCUUCGCAUUUCAAUGAGACGUUUCUGUGGAUUGAUGGGUCGUUUUUCAUGCGGAAGGACCCGUAUUUUGGAUACAGGCUUUUGCGCGUAUCGGCAAGAAUUAAGGCUCACGCUAAUUCAUCUUCUGAAGCAUUAUGUUGAAGCCCUCCGAUAUCCAAGGGGACAGCAGCCUCGAAAUGAAUCUCAAUGUGGAUUCGGGUGAGCUCUAAAGAAGACACAGACGCCAUGCUCACUUCUCCGGAACGCAUUCGACAGUGGGUGGAUGUUCACAGCACGGAUGGAGCAGUAAUCGGCGUCCCUGAGGACGUCACUUGCGUCUUGCGGAAAGAGGAGGAUCCACCAGACUGGCUCUAUUGGGACGCGCGAGGGGGAAUUGCGGGAGCCAAGAGAGCGCGAAAAAGGAAAGAAGCGGCAGCACGCGCAAAAAGAAUGGCAACAGAAAGGGACGCAGCAGCUGAAGUGGCACCAGGAGAAAGGGAACAUCAAACAAGUGUUUCAACAACAGGAGUAUUGCAAAGACAAGACGUCACCGCAUCAACGACUUGCAGCAGCAGUGCUGGGGGCCAAAAUCGGUACACGGAUGAUGUUGCAGAUAGCACCUCUGCACAUAGAAGCACCUCGUCGUCCAUUUCGGGGGACACAAGAGACCUUGAUCGAGCAGACAAGACAGCGAGCUGCCAGACUGGCGACACAGCGCGAGAGCCGGUCGACACGACGUGCAGUGCGAGUCGAGAAACCGAGAGUUGUGCGAGUGAUGAAGCUGCGGCUACGACAGAGGAAGCGAAUACAAAGACUCUGUCUACAACAACGCUCGCAAAUGCUAAGAUAAAGAGCAAUGCGGCGCACCACGUCGUCUUCACAGUGGAGGAAAUGUUUCAGCCUUUGGUAAUCGAGCAUCUAGAGAAAAUCGAUUCUGUCAGUACGGCUUACAACAUAUUAGACUUCUACGAGGACCGUGCCUACGGUCAGGCGCCAUGCUUGCACUUCUGGUGGUACCUUUUCGUCUGGUUAUACAUCAUCCUGCCUAUCCAGCUGGCCUGUCUCUGGAUGUUUAGAGGCGGGUUUCGUAUAUGGAAUGACUUUCUAUCUUACAAACUCAUCGACGGCUUCGCCCGAACCUGAUGAACUUAUUAGUGAAGAUUGGGGUUUACAAAUCUUGUUCUUGAUCAUGUCUUGUUGAUUUUGAAGAAAGAAACCACUUACUUACGCGGAAC